Nicotiana attenuata is the source of this 1184-nucleotide messenger RNA. RefSeq lists its product as uncharacterized. The transcript is spliced from 4 exons. The record is from RefSeq and is a predicted model, not a curated record. NCBI's taxonomy places the organism in Eukaryota, Viridiplantae, Streptophyta, Magnoliopsida, Solanales, Solanaceae. The coding region runs from base 124 to 897 and encodes 257 amino acids.
CCCGACAUUUGAAAUUAGGGCAGUCUCUCCUCUUCUAGGAUUUUCCAUCUCUCUCUCCGGCGAAUUUCACGGCGAUCUCUCUCCAACGAAUUCGAGUUUUUUGAGUGUUAUAGGGGGGUGGAUAUGGAUUUGGAGACAGAGAACAGAAUUGCGGCAAUUCUGUUGAAAGAGGCUGCAGAAUUGCGGCAGCAAGCAGAGUCAGAUGGUGCACUUUCUUAUCUUCAUCGGCCUAAUGUCAGGGGGAGACCAAAUUCACGGUUUUUAACAGCAACUGUUCUUGGAGUACAACAAGCUAACCGAGCUGUUGAAGUAAAUGAAAUGUGGAAGUUAAGGCAGAAAGAGGUGGAGCUUGAGAACAGGCUUAAAGGGAGGUUGGCAGAUAAGAACAGAGAUACAAAGUGUCAUAGCUCUAAUGUCUCCGAAAGGAGGUCACGUGAGAGAUGUGAUACUGAUUCAGGCACGAGUGGAUCAAAGAAAAGAGAGAUACAGGAUUCUCAUUCCAGUGAGGAUGAUGGCUUAAGAGAUGCUGAAAUUGAGGAAUUUUUACAGUCAAGGGUCAAGCGUGGCAGGGGAACUGUCGGGUCACGGAUGGAUGAAGCUGGCCCUUACCUUCCUUCUGGUCCGGAUCCUAGAGAAAGAGAGUCAGCAAGUCCUGAUAUGAAGCUAAGCAAAGGACGCGGAUAUCAUGUUGUCAUUGGUCCAGAGAAGCCCGUCUGGCUGAAUUCCCCUGGUUCUUCAGAAAAUGAAUCUCUGUCAGAAGAUACGACAAAGGUCCGGAAGAAGGCUAAAUCCAGUAAACACCACCACCAGUGUAGGAAACAUAGAUCAAAAAAGAAGUCCAAGGAUAAGGGGGAUAAAAGGAGGAGAGAGGAGAAAAGGGUCAAACGUCACAGAUAGAUAUUAUCACCUAAUCAGUGUAUAUUAACUUUUUCUCUUCCUUGUUGAUUCAGAGGUUCGUUCAGAUGUUAAACGUCAGAACUUUAUUCCUGCUUCGUGGAAGUUUCAUUGUUGUGUAAUUUUGUAUAUUUUGCUCAUUUCUCCUGUAAAGAUGACCUUUUGAACAAGUUUUACUCCAUUUUCACUGCACUGCAACAACUUCUCACCUCCACUUUAACGAAAUUUUAUGUAAGCUUCUUCAAGAAACAGGUGUCAGUGUAACUCGCAUAUUACAUCUUGUAUUGGAC